AUCCCGGGAAAUUCAGAGACCGGGCUGCCAUAGUUCUCCCGGUACCAUGGCAACAACCAGUGCAGACGGGGCCCCCAGGGGCCAGCAGCGCAAUCCUCUCCAGGAUCUGGACGACUUGCUGCACUGUGGAAUUUGCUUUGAUUAUUUCAACAUCGCCAUGAUUAUCCCGCAGUGUUCACAUAACUACUGUUCUCUCUGCAUCCGGAAGUUCCUGUCCUACAAGACACAGUGUCCCACCUGCUGUGUGGCUGUCACCGAGUCGGAAUUACGGAAUAACCGAAUACUGGAUGAUGUGGUGAGGACGUUUGUCAGCGCCAGGACGCAUCUUUCCCAGUCUUCCUCGGACUCCUCGCCGCAGACUCCACAAGAUCUUUCCACAGGCACGCUGUCUACAAGUGGGAGACAUGGAAGCACUAGGAAGGAUAUAAAGCAGGAGAGAAAAUCUAUGGACAAGUUCCUGGUAAAAACCAGCGCAAAAAUAUCCAGAAGAUCCUCCGACGCUGCAAAUGUCUCCAUGGGGACCGCACUGGAUGGCUACCUGUUUGCCCCAUCAAGCUCCACUAGAUCAAUCAAACAGGAACCUGGUGUCACCGAUCAACCAUCAGAGGAAGUGUCUGCGCCCAGUAACCCAUCCACGUCCCUGGCAAAAGUUAAAGUGGAAUGCCCUGUGUGCGCGGUUGGCAUUUUGGAACAAUACAUCAACAAUCACCUGGACAGCUGCCUUACUAGGGAUGAGAAAAAAGAGAGUCUGCGCAGCUCAGUUCAAAAGCGGAAACCUAUGGCCAAAGUAGUGUACAACCUGCUGUCCGAGCGCGACCUGAGGAAGAGGCUGAAGGAGGUCGGACUGCCCACCCAAGGGUCCAAGCAGCAGAUGAUUCGGCGGCACCAGGAGCUGGUGCUCAUGUAUAACGCACAGGGCGACUCAUUGCAUCCCAAAUCAGUUGAAGAAAUAGUUUGUGAAAUUGAGAAAAAUGAGAAGAUUCGCUCCUCUCUGGAGGCAAAGAAAAUAAGUGGCCUGACAUUCAGCAAGGAGCAGAGUGAGGAGCAAAUAGACGGGAUUCACCAGGAUUACAGGAAUAAGCACAAGAAUGAAUUCCAGCAGCUCAUACAACAGGUGAAGGGUCGAUGGAAGAAUUCUAAGGGACUGGAGGUGAAAGAGGAGCCCAACACAGAUAACAUCGUCCAGGAUAUCAAAGAGGAGAAGAUGGAGGAAUCCACCCCCAACCGUCACCCAUUGUCAGAGACUGAGGAUUGUUGCCCGCUAAAAACCGAAAAUGCAUCUGUCUUCCGCUCCAGCUCACCUGUGUUCCCUCUUUCUCCCCAGUCUAGAGCCAGCUCCAGUUCUGACCUUCUUCGGGACAUAGAGGAAGCCACAUUUCCGAAAGCGUCAAAUUCUACCCUAGGUCCAUCCCAAAGCAGGAGGAGGAAGAGGAAAGUCGUCCCCUCGGCAUCGUCUAAGCCUCAGACAUCUAGGAGUAAGAGACAGCACAAAUAAAUGGUUUUGCUUCCACCGGGGACUGAGGACGACUUAAGAGACCUAAAGAAGCAGAACACAGAUGACUUCCAUCUUACCCAGAGAAGCGCUGCAUCUGGAGUCUGGGAGAGGCGCUCUCAGCAUUUCCCCCCUGGAAUUCCAAAACUUCCAUGUUAGAAGCACUAUGGCCACCAUUAUUACACCCAGCUUUCCCAGAUUCCGGAGCAGAUAAUUGGCUAUUUAUGCAGUGAUACAGCCUGGAACAGCCAUGGACAAUUCAAGGAAUUAUUUGCCUGGGAGAAGUAAACCUUCCAUAACUCUCCCCGAAGACUAAUCUUUCCUCGAAGAACCUGAGGUCACAGGGAUGGGAGAAGCUACCAAACCGUAUUCCUCUGGGUAGAGGGUGUGGAGGAGCCCCAUUGACCCUGUUCUAGCUGCAUUACACACCUUUCAAUGUGAAUGUAAGACUUGAGAUGGAAACUUUGAUACUUUUGGACUUUUUUUUUUCCUGAUGUUUUCAUCCUUUAUUUGCAGCUGCCGUCUCUUACCGCGCCGUCGUAGCCAUCAGUCACGCCUAAGUGCACUGAUGUCAUUUUAGUUUCAUUAAAUUUUCAAUGGCUUAUUUUAUCAUCAUCUCGUCACUGUAACGAUUGUUUUGUACUUUUUAUACUUCGCUGGUUGCGCUACCAAACUCGUCCUUUAAAACAGGCUGCAGCCGCUGAAUAAAAGUUUUCUCUUUGCUGCUUUCACCAGACGCACAUCCUUCAUUUCAGGGAUCGCCAUGUAUAUGCAGUGUACCGCCGGCUAAAGAUGAAAGGUUGCCGCUUCUCUCUCUUCUCCGCCUUCGCUGCUUCAGUUCCUCUGAUGAAGGAAGAAAAUACUUGUAUUCCCCAUGAAUAACAAUCCUGCAGCCUCUUUACUUAGAACUCUCCAUCGGGUCAUUCCUCUGUUACUCAUCCUGGAAAUGUAUAAAUAAAUGGACAAUUCCCAUUGUUAAUAGGGUGUGUGCCCUACACAGUUUGAUGCUAGCGGCACUAAUUGGAUUGUAUCGGGGGGCAUGGGGACAGUCCCCAUUGAAAUAAAG
Molecule: messenger RNA, 2558 nt
Organism: Bufo bufo (common toad)
Lineage: Eukaryota; Metazoa; Chordata; Amphibia; Anura; Bufonidae
Gene: RAD18
Product: RAD18 E3 ubiquitin protein ligase
Exons: 13
Coding region: 47-1495 (482 amino acids)
Biological process (GO): DNA damage tolerance; protein monoubiquitination
Cellular component (GO): Rad6-Rad18 complex; nucleus
Molecular function (GO): single-stranded DNA binding; ubiquitin protein ligase activity
Source: RefSeq, a predicted model, not a curated record